GACAGUGUGUGUGUCUGAUCUUCUCGGCGGUAGCAGCUAGCUAGUAACAUAAACAGUUCUUGGAUCGAUCAGAUCUAGUACGAGUGCACAAGAUGCUGGAUAAGCUGUGGGACGACGUGGUGGCCGGGCCUCGGCCGGAGACUGGCCUCGACAAGCUCCGCAGGGCCGCCGCCACCCAGCCUCUGGCCAUCAACACAGCACUAGCUACAGGCGAGGGAAGUAAGUCCAUUCCGACGACCCCGACCACGCCGGUGACGCCGUCCUCAGCGACGCCGCCGCGCGGCGGCAACGUGUGGAGGAGCGUCUUCCACCCCGGGAGCAACCUGGCCACCAAGAGCCUCGGCGCCAACCUCUUCGACAGCCCCAAGCCCAACUCGCCCACCGUCUAUGACUGGCUUUACAGCGACGAGACCAGGACCAGGAGCAACCACCGCUAAAUCAGAGCCGUGGACGGAGAAGAAGAGCUCUCUGACGCCAUGUUUGCUGCUCCUUUUGGUUAUCUAAUCCUUCCUAGUUCCUGCUCCUGCGUUGCAGUCCCAGGCUGCGUGUUGUUUGUUUGUUCUAAGCUUCAGUACUACUUUGAUGCGUGUAUGUGUGUGUGCACGUUCCAUCUGUAAAUACUACCCGUGCCGGUGCGUGCGUGUGUGAUCUCUUCAAUGUUUAGAUAGUUACCUAUCGCAAAACAAUUAAUAACAAGCUGAGAGCAAGUUUCCGCUUUC
Molecule: messenger RNA, 719 nt
Organism: Lolium rigidum
Lineage: Eukaryota; Viridiplantae; Streptophyta; Magnoliopsida; Poales; Poaceae
Product: auxin-repressed 12.5 kDa protein-like
Exons: 3
Coding region: 93-437 (114 amino acids)
Source: RefSeq, a predicted model, not a curated record